Molecule: messenger RNA, 1214 nt
Organism: Aaosphaeria arxii CBS 175.79
Lineage: Eukaryota; Fungi; Ascomycota; Dothideomycetes; Pleosporales
Product: FabD/lysophospholipase-like protein
Exons: 3
Coding region: 1-1050 (349 amino acids)
Biological process (GO): arachidonate metabolic process
Cellular component (GO): membrane
Source: RefSeq, a predicted model, not a curated record
AUGGACGGCGAUCAGGCUGUAGACGCAGGGCCAAUUUCGGUGCAAGAUGGAGCGCAAUACCAGGUGCAGGCUCAAGCUGAUCGAGCGGCUACGCCGUUACGUGUUCUAGCGCUUGAUGGCGGUGGCAUACGAGGCUACUCCGAGAUCAUCAUUGUCGAACAACUAAUGCAGCGAGUCAAGCAAGAACUCAACCUUGAGACACUGCCCAAGCCGUGCGACUACUUCGAUCUUAUAUGCGGCACAAGUACAGGGGGCAUUGUAGCUAUUCUGCUAGGCAGGCUGAGGAUGAGUGUUAAAGAAGUCAAGGAUGUGUACAAGGUUCUUUGCAAGAAGAUCUUCAGCAAGCCGAAACAUCAUGCUAGUGAGGGGAAGUUCUCGGCAGUUAAUCUCGAGGAAUUGAUGAAGGCGACCAUUGUGAAUUUGUUCAGCUUUGUGUGUACCAGAGCGGCCCAGGCAGCGAGUGGCGUAACCGUCAGGAAGUUUCGAACCUAUGAUACCGGAGACGUCGGACAAGAGGAAGAUCUCCGAAUUUGGCAGGCUGGGCGAGCAACCUCAGCCGCACCGACAUUCUUCAAGCGCAUGAGGAUUGGACUCGUGGACUUCCUAGACGGCGGCGUUGGUUUCAACAACCCAGCCCAAACGCUAUUAGACGAAAUGCAUGAGCUGUACGGUGACAGGCCGAUCGCAUGCAUCAUCAGUGUUGGCGCUGGUGUUGCGACCAUCAAAAGCUAUUCUGAGCCAAAGGGCUGGCAGAAACUCAUCCCAAAAGAGCUCAUAGAGCUCUUCGCUGAAAUGGUCACAGAUUGUGAGAAGACUGCUCACGAACUUGAGGUGAAGUUUAAUCAUGCGCCUCAGGUCUACUAUCGGUUCAGCGUUCAGAGAGGGCUCGAAAGCAUCGGCAUGGAGGAAUGGAAGAAACUGGGGGAGGUUGAGGCCAAGACCGUGGAGUAUCUGCAGCACGAUAAGAUCAAGAACGAGGUCAGAGCCGCUGCUAAGGCGUUGAGUGCGCCAGUCGCGAGCGGCCUCAAGGCAUCUGAUUUGCGUAAUUAGACCCAUUCAAUAGUGCCGGUAAAUACUUAGCUUACAUGUGACAAGGCCUUGGAUACCAAGGAUGGGCAAUAGCGCAUACGCCAACGUCCUACAUUCUCCCUCUCCAGAAUCGAUCGUUUGUCGGCCGAGCGGCCGAGCUCGAGGUGCUGCAGCAGAAACUCGUG